Molecule: messenger RNA, 1107 nt
Organism: Haliotis rufescens (red abalone)
Lineage: Eukaryota; Metazoa; Mollusca; Gastropoda; Lepetellida; Haliotidae
Exons: 2
Coding region: 1-1107 (368 amino acids)
Source: RefSeq, a predicted model, not a curated record
AUGACCAUCAUAAAUUCCACAACGGACACAAACAACAUUACCGUCACAAUCAUCACCAUCACCAUCACUAUCAUGACCAUCAUAAACUCCACAACAGACACAAACAACAUUACCGUCACAACCAUCACCAUCACCAUCACCAUCAUAAACUCCACAACAGACACAAACACCACCACCGUCACAAUCAUCACCAUCACCGCCACCAUCACUAUCAUGACCAUCACAAACUCCACAACAGACACAAACAACACUACCGUCACAAUCAUCACCAUCACCAUCACCAUCACCAUCACUAUCAUAAACUCCACAACAGACACAAACAACAUUACCGUCACAACCAUCACCAUCACCAUCAUAAACUCCAAAACAGACACAAACAACAAGAACAACACCACCGUCACAAUCAUCACCAUCACCGUCACUAUUAUCACCAUCAUAAACUCCACAACAGACACAAACAACACUACCGUCACAAUCAUCACCAUCACCAUGACUAUCAUGACUAUUAUAAACUCCACAACAGACACAAACAACACUACCGUCACAAUCAUCACCAUCACCGUCACCAUCACUAGCAUGACCAUCAUAAACUCCACAACAGACACAAACAACACUACCGUCACAAUCAUCACCAACACCAUCACUAUCAUAAACUCCACAACGGACACAAACACCACCACCGUCACAAUCAUCACCAUCACCGUCACCAUCACUAGCAUGACCAUCAUAAACUCCACAACAGACACAAACAACACUACCGUCACAAUCAUCACCAUCACCGUCACUAUCAUGACCAUCAUAAACUCCACAACAGACACAAACAACACUACCGUCACAAUCAUCACCAUCACCAUCACUAUCAUGACCAUCACAAACUCCACAACAGACACAAACAACACUACCGUCACGAUUUUCACCAUCACCACCACUAGCAUAACAACCACAAACACUACAACAGACACAAACAGCACUACCGUUACAAUCAUCACCAUCAUCAUCACCACAAGCAUAACACCACACUUACACCACUACCAUCGUCAGGUACACCACCAUUGCAUCACGUCACUGACACCACAUCGCUAUCACAUCAUCAACAUCAUCACAUAA